ACACACACACACACACACACACACACUACUGUAAAGCACAUUUACUGUAAGAAUAUGCACGUGUGUGUGUGUUUUUGUUGGUUCACCUGACUCUCUCAGGGUAAAACUGAGCCAUGGUCCACACCAGGGCGCCACCCCAGUCAUGACCCACCAGAGUGACUUGUGGUAUGGACUGUCAGAGAACAGAGGAAAUGUUUGAUGUUUACUGUUUGUUUUAUGCAUCAAACAGAGGUCAGAGAGGCGUCUCUGUCUGCAGGAAAUGUUCAGUGUGCAGGUUUGUUUUUAAAACACAGCAGAAAGGUAAACUCUGAACAUUUCAGUUCAUGCUUUUGAUGCUUUCAUGAACUCUCCUUUCAGCAUUCAAUGUAACAGUAUUCAUUGGUAGCUCUUAUUACUCACCAUUUUGUCCAAGAAUGUGAUCAAAUCCUGCAGAAUAACACAGAAAAUAUAACGUUUAUGUAUUGUAUACCAUUCUGUCUGAUCAGAACUUCUGUGCUACUUAAAAAAGUCAUUUUCCUUAUUGUUGUUUAAGGGAUCAAAGUCACUUAAUCCCAGUGAAACACUUUGGUGAAGAUGCAGAGAUAUGGUUAGAUAAAGACACCUAUAUAAAUAUCAUGUGAUGAAAUGUGUUGUGGUGAGUUUAUACCUUGCAUAGCUGCUCCUGAGAAUAUUCCUCAAUGUCUGGAGAAGAAAAAAUGAAUGUUUAUCAAGAGGGUAAUUCUGAGGAUGCAAAACAAAUGUGAGGAAAUGAAAUAAUUUGAGUAUGCUUAUUUGAACUUGUACUCCGCUACACCCACCAGGAGGCGCUGUGGACUCUCCGUAGCCCUUCAUGUCCGGAGCCAACACUCUGAACCCUGCUGCAGCAAUGGCUGGGAUCUGUGUUCAGUAAGAAAGACAGAGAGUUUCAUUCCUCUGGGUCACUAAACACAUUUAAUUACAUCUACAACUUUUCUGCACAUUAUUUCUUUUUUUCCUUUUCAUGCAAGGGGAAAUAUUUCACUUCUUUCUGCUCUGGAGUCACCUGGAGAUACUUUGAGAUUAGGUUUUUGCACCAUUAAGCAUGUAACAGUCAUGGAAAGGCACAACCCUGCUUUUCCAGUUAGAAGCAUCAUGAUGUAAUCAGUUUGUAAUACUCCAACGACAUCAAACUGACUGCACUCACAUGCUGAAACCUUUCACAUUUUAGUUACAGGUGUUUUUACAGUGUUGAAUCUCUGCUUUUACUGAUGUAAAGGAAAUCUCUCCAUCAUUAGCUGUAGAUUUUUAAAGUAUAUGCACGAGAAUGAAAAUCUGUGUUACACGGUUGUUUUGUUGUCCGUCCUGGGUGUAAAUGAAAUGCUGUAGGACACACGUUAUAAACUUACCUGAUACCUCCAGGAGUACCAGCUCUCCGGGAAGCCGUGACACAGCAGAACUGGCGGGCCCGAGCCCAUCUCAACAUAAUGAGUCCUCACACCAGGCUGACACACACACACACACGCACGCACGCACGCACGCACGCACACACACAAACACACAAACAAAUCAUUAGUGUCCUCAGAAAAUACAUUUGAAGUGUUUUAACUCUCAUAUGAUCUUAGAUCUUCACCUUGAGGGUGAUGUAUCCAUGAGAGACUUCCUCAGGGCUGCAGGAAGGUGGAGGACACUCUGCUCCAACAGCCUGAAACACAGAAACACACGUCCAGAUUAGUGUAUGACAACAUGCUGAUGAUGGCACAGCAGCCUCUGGUACCAGCCGCUCCUCCUCUGUGAUAUUCACCUUUCCAGAUUUACUUUGGUCCUCACCUGAACUCCAGUGAUUUUGGCCAGUUUGUUCAGAGCAUCAUCCAGAUUCUUCACCAAAAUGGCCUCCAUCCCUGCUGCCUCAGCUGCCCUCACACUUUCCUCCUCAGCAUCCAGCCACAGAGCCUGAAAGAAGAGCAAACCAAGAUAUCCUGGCUGUCCUCUUUGUCUCUUCCAACAGUGUUUCCAGGAUGUUUAUUCAUGUGUUUAAUAAACUGUGUGAGCGUGUCUCCUACCUGUUGUGAUGUCACUUCCAGGUGCUGAAGAGCAGAGCUGAACAUCUCAGGCUCAGGGACCCUGUGACCGGCACGGCAGGACUGGAGGACCAGGUCAAAAUGGCUGGCCAGCAGAGACAGAAGGCGGGCUGGAUGGUCUCCAGCUGAGCUGUCAUCUACCCAAUCAUUGGCCAGCACAGCUGUCAGGAAACCUGAUCAGAGGGAUGCUGCCGUCUGCCCUCCACAGCUGUUCAUGCUUAGUGUUCGGGUGUUUGGAUGGGCGUACCUUUCUGAUGCAGCAUGGCAGCUGUCUGCAGCACAGCGGCUCGGACGUCCAUCAUCGCCUCUCUGAGUUCCUCCAGAAGGUCUCCAGCUGACCAACCAGAAGGCAGAGUCAGGCCCCUGACCUGGGCCUCCUUUGCACAGUCUGCCUCCAAUGCUGGCAUCAGCUACACACACACACAUAAACACACAGACAUUGUAGAACUCAGUGACAGCAAAUACAGGUUAGAAGAGAGUAAGUCAUGUCAUGUCAGAUCACCCACCUGAGUAAGUGUUAACUGUCCUCUCUCUGCCUGGGUCAUGGCGCUGUCUUUAUGAGACACCACACUGGACAGAAAGCCCCUGAAACCACAGAUUUAUAGACUACAUCAACCGUUUUAUUAGGACUGUUGGACCUGGUUGAAAACAGGAGAACCGAGCUGGCAGUGGGCAGAUCUGAACUUGUGCUGUGCAUGUUGAACAGAGGAGCUUUGCAAACAAGACAGACAGGAAAUGGCCCCUGACCUUUUGCACAGUUUGAGCUGUGAUUACGAAACACUCUCGGUUUUGUAUCUAACAAAGUCUCUGUCCGAACCAGCUGCAGCUCCAAAGAAGGACUUUGUUUGCAGGAGUAAAAUGUACAAAGUCAUCAAAUUUAGAGACAAUGAUCAUGAACAACUAAACACACACACAAAUACUGCUGCAGGGGUGCGUCUGACAUUAAAAGGCAUUAAGAAUAUUUGAGAUGUCAGCUUGUAUUCUCUGAACUCCACUUUUAAGGAAGUCUCAAACAAAACUGCACUUGGAAAAUAAAGUUCCUAAUGAUGGAAAAGAAGCUGGUGUUUGCAGAAAACACACGUAUCUGCCCUUUACUUCUUUCCACUUGCACAGUUUGUUUAGAGUAACAGAAUAUGAUUUAUUUUAACGUAUCUCAGGAGUGAAUCAAAGGUUACAGAUUAUGUAACAGCCUCCUUACCCUGGCAGGUUAUGCAGCUUCUCCAACUUGUUGAAUACUUCAUGUCUGGUAGAAACUGUUACUCCCCAGAAGUUGAAUAAGACUGCUUUCUUCUGAGCCAUCUCCUCUGAGCCUGAGUGGAAGAGGGUUUAAUGUUUCUGUCCUCUUGCAGUGUGAGUCCUCUCUGCAGCUCUGCCCAAGCUUUGCCUUCUGCACAGACUCCCAGUGAAGCUCCGCCCACUCUCCCUGCCAGCUCCUCCUUUCAUCCACCAAACACUUCAUAUAAGAGGACAAUGCAUCCUCUGGUGAAUUGAAGUACCUGCAUUCUGUCCAGCAAGCAGACACUCAGUUCGAUAUUCAAACAGGAUGUGACGUUUGAGGCGAAUGUGAAAGUAAACUGAUGUGAAGCUUCUCGCUGUCAGAUGAAUGAAAUGAUUUACAAACUCACUGGAAACUGGAUGAUCUGGAAGUAGCGCACACCGUGACGUCCUGGGUGCUGAGUUUUUUAAUGUGGGAGGGGCUUCCCCAGCUGAGUGAUGCCAUGCGGUGAUGAGUUGCGGGGUGCAGUGACAGUCAAGCCAUAAGAAGCUGCAUGUGCGUGAAUGAAAGGGCAAAGAAUCUGUCUUCAUUUGACGAGGGUUCACUGGUUUCAGUACCUGGUCCCUGACACUAAGACCUCACCGAACACUGCUGUGGUGAGAUUUUUCAAUCAUUGAAGGUGGGUCUGUGUGUAGAUCACACAGAAGCAGGGACACAUGGCGUGUACAUCACAGUCUGCCUUAGAAUAUGUCCGGUCUGCCAGACGCCAGCUGGUGAAUGAAUUAAAGGAUCUCUCCGUGAUUUUGGAGAAUUUGUAUCAGGAAGAAGUUUUCUGUGAUGAAGAGGUCAUAAACAUUGAGGCAGAAAGACAUGACUAUGAUAAAGCAAGAAAAACACUGGACUCAGUCAUUAAGAAAGGUGAAGCAGCCUGCUACAAGUUCCUCAGGAUUAUUGACGUGACGAGGAAGAGGACCUUAGGGAGGACAUCUUCUCUUCCUGAGAAAACAACUGAAGCUUCUCCUGAGAGUCAAAGGUUCAACCUGCUGUACUGGAUAAGCUGCUAUCCUUUCAAAGAAGAUGCUGACAUGUAUCGAGGCUGCUUACAAGGUCCAAGAUCCUGCCACACAUAUCAGACAAAGCUGAAGACCAGAGCACGAAAAAAGUCCACUACGUUUUGGAUGAGAAACCAAAAACUGUUCGACAAAAACAACAAGCCUGAUCUGUGCUAUAGUCCGCUGGUAUUAGACACACAAGGAAGUGGAUCUCUGUCUAAAAUCAAGAAAUUUAAGAACAAGAAAAGCAAGAUGAGUCGCCCUAAGAAGCUCCGGACAUACCUCCCUGAGGACAAACCCAAUAUAUCUCCCAGUGACCUGCUGAAAACAGAUAAAAACAUCCUCUUGGUUGGUAAACCUGGAAUUGGAAAGACCGCACUGGGUCAUGAAAUUUUAAAACUGUGGGCAGAAAGAGAAAGCAAGGAGCUGGAUUACAUGUUCUACUUUGACAUGAGAGAGACGUCCCUCAUCACAGAAGGGAUGAGCUUGGAGGAACUCCUCUUCAGUGUUUACAGUGAACCAGAUGAAGGCAAAGCCGAGGUCUUACAGGACAUAAAGAACCACUCUGACAAUGUCACAGUGAUUCUUGAUGGAGUCACUGAUCUCUCCUCCUCAGUGGUCAAAAGAAUUGUCGAGAAUGAGAUUCUUCCUAACGCCAAAGUCAUCAUAACCUGCAGACCAGACGAUGAAGAGGAGGACUUCCUCUGUGGAGACUUUCUCAGAGUGGAGGUGAAAGGCUUUAGUGAACAGACCAUUCAGAAUUACUUCUCAACGAUUCUUGGAGAGGAGCACAGGAAGAUUUUGAGCCAGUUGGAGUUGUUAACUCUUUGCCAUGUCCCGAUGUAUGCACUGAUGGUGGCUGCCUGUGUUUUAUCUGAGACAACAGGAGACUCUCCUGAGCCAUGCAGCAUGACAGAAAUAUACAUCAACAUUGUUCGUUUUUGCCUUCAAACGAGCAGCAACAAAUCAAACAAACACCUCAGUUCCUUCAUCCAGGAGAAGAAAGAGGAAAUACUGUCUUUGGCUGAGUGUGCUUUUCAUGCAACUCAAAGAAAAACUGUGAACUUGACAGACUUUCAGUGUGAAGACAGCUGUGUCCUUUCCUUCCUGAAACCACUCGUUGUCAAAGUGGCUCCCACUAAAACAAAAACAACAUAUGCCUUUCUCCACUACACAGUGCAGGAGUUUUAUGCAGCUCUGUGGCUCUUGAGGAAUCCAAAUCAGAUUAAGGAUGUUUUUCAGCAAUGCCUCACAGAGGAGAGGAAACACAUGAAACACCUGAUCCCUUUCAUGAGCAGACUGUUGACUGAGAAGAGCCCGAGUCUGAUGGAGCAUCUGAUUCCAGCUCAGGAGUUAAAAAGUACAGCUCACUGGUUCUUCAAGGAACUGAUAAACACAUUUGACUCUGUGUCUACUGAAGGCAGUGGGCUUGAUAUGGACCUGCUGUUCUUUUGCCAGUGCUUGUAUGAGUCGCAGUGUCCUGACCUAUGCGUCUACUUUCUGGAAACACUGGACUACCAUCUUGAUCUCAGUGGAGAGAGUCUGGAUUCCUAUCUUUGCUGUGCUGUGGCCAGUGUGGUCGCUCUGUCGAAGGACAGGAAAGUUCGGCUGAACCUCGAGGAUGUGUCUGUAUCAGAACAAGGAAUGAGAAGACUGUUUGAAUGUCUUGAUAAUGUCCAAUGGUGUGACUCUCUGCCUCAGCAGCUGUGGAAGAUUGUCUUCAGUGAAGGACAGUUCCAAGAAGUCCGCUUGCUCAGCCAUGAUGGAAAUCAGUUCCACCUUCCACUUCAGGGUAAAACACAACUGUUUGAGAGAGCAGUGAACAUCAUACAGAAGAAUCCAAACAAGGUGGAUGUUUGCCUUCACUGGGACAGUAGAGAAACCACAUUCUGCCCAAGUCUGAGUGAGUCCCUCCUCGAGGCUUUGCCCCGCAUCAGGUCGCUCAGCUUCAGGGUGACUGAUAAAGGUCCAGGACUACAGGACCCAAGCCAGGGGACACUGGAGGACAGAGUAAAGAAGAAGCUGUUCAUGGAUUUAUGUCUGAAAGCAGCACUUCACAAAAAACUGAGCUUACAAGAUGUUGUGCAAAGGCUUAUGAUGUUGUUUUCUGUUGGCGACAAGCAUGAGCUCAUCCUUGAUUUGUAUCAACACAUCCAGAGCGAAGGGUGUUUAAGUGUCCUUCCAAAACUGAGGAGGUUUUUUGAUUCAGCUCCUAAGGUCUGGUCCAUAGACCUCUCAAAGAGAAAGACCUCCAUCCUCCUGGAAGUGCUGAAACUCCAAUCACAGAAGAAACCUGUGAAGCUGAGAGGCUGUCUAUAUGAAGAGAGUGAAGUGAGGAGUCUCCUGCAGUGUCUGCCUUUCAUGUCACAGCUCAGUUUCUCUAAAGAGUUUGAAGGUGGAGUCAAGUUGUGUGGGAGUCUGAUCUGUGCAGCAGCAGAGAGAGAUCAGCAGACAGGAGAGAACACACUGGAGCUGUUAUCAUCAGUCUGCACAUAUCAAACAUUCCCUCUUCAUAAAACAGAGAGUUCUGACUUUUAUCAGAGGGACUUCCUGCUGGAUCUGUGCUCCUACAUGAAGGACUAUGAGACUAAAACUGGUCUGAGGGUCCUUCCAUCACUACAGUCAGUGUUCCAGUCAGCUCCUAAGGUCUGGUCCAUAGACCUCUCAAAGAGAAAGACCUCCAUCCUCCUGGAAGUGCUGAAACUCCAAUCACAGAAGAAACCUGUGAAGCUGAGAGGCUGUUUAUAUGAAGAGAGUGAAGUGAGGAGUCUCCUGCAGUGUCUGCCUUUCAUGUCACAGCUCAGUUUCUCUGAAGAGUUUAAAGGUGGAGUCAAGUUGUGUGGGAGUCUGUUCUGUGCAGCAGCAGAGAGAGAUCAGCAGACAGGAGAGAACACACUGGAGCUGUUAUCAUCAGUCUGCACAUAUCAAACAUUCCCUCUUCAUGAAACAAGGAGUUCUGACUUUUAUCAGAGCUCCUUCCUGCUGGAUCUGUUCUCCUACAUGAAGGACUAUGAGACUAAAACUGGUCUGAGGGUCCUUCCAUCACUACAGUCAGUGUUCCAGUCAGUUCCUAAGGUCUGGUCCAUAGACCUCUCAAAGAGAAAGACCUCCAUCCUCCUGGAAGUGCUGAAACUCCAAUCACAGAAGAAACCUGUGGAGGUGUAUGACUGGUCAGAUGAAGAGAGUGAAGUGAGGAGUCUCCUGCAGUGUCUGCCUUUCAUGUCACAGCUCAGUUUCUCUAAAGAGUUUAAAGGUGGAGUCCAGAUGUGUGGGAGUCUGUUCUGUGCAGCAGCAGAGAGAGAUCAGCAGACAGGAGAGAACACACUGGAGCUGUUAUCAUCAGUCUGCACAUAUCAAACAUUCCCUCUUCAUGAAACAAGGAGUUCUGACUUUUAUCAGAGCUCCUUCCUGCUGGAUCUGUGCUCCUACAUGAAGGACUAUGAGACUAAAACUGGUCUGAGGGUCCUUCCAUCACUACAGUCAGUGUUCCAGUCAGUUCCUGAGGUCUGGUCCAUAGACCUCUCAAAGAGAAAGACCUCCAUCCUCCUGGAAGUGCUGAAACUCCAAUCACAGAAGAAACCUGUGGAGCUGAGAGGCUGUUCAUAUAAAGAGAGUGAAGUGAGGAGUCUCCUGCAGUGUCUGCCUUUCAUGUCACAGCUCAGUUUCUCUGGAGAGUUUCAAGGUGGAGUCAAGUUGUGUGGGAGUCUGUUCUGUGCAGCAGCAGAGAGAGAUCAGCAGACAGGAGAGAACACACUGGAGCUGUUAUCAUCAGUCUGCACAUAUCAAACAUUCCCUCUUCAUAUAACAGAUGAGUUUGAUGAUUAUCACGACUUCCAGUGUGACUUCCUGCUGGAUCUGUUCUCCUACAUGAAGGACUAUGAGACUCAAACUGGCCUGAGGGUCCUUCCAUCACUACAGUCAGUGUUCCAGUCAGUUCCUGAGGUCUGGUCCAUAGUCCUCUCAGAGAGAGAGACCUCCAUCCUCCUGGAAGUGCUGAAACUCCAAUCACAGAAGAAACCUGUGGAGGUGUAUGACUGGUCAGAUGAAGAGAGUGAAGUGAGGAGUCUCCUGCAGUGUCUGCCUUUCAUCUCACAGCUCAGUUUCUCUGGAGAGUUUCAAGGUGGAGUCAAGUUGUGUGGGAGUCUGAUCUGUGCAGCAGCAGAGAGAGAUCAGCAGACAGGAGAGAACACACUGGAGCUGUUAUCAUCAGUCUGCACAUAUCAAACAUUCCCUCUUCAUAAAACAGAGUUUUUUUAUGAUUUUGAGGACUAUCAGAGCUCCUUCCUGCUGGAUCUGUGCUCCUACAUGAAGGACUAUGAGACUAAAACUGGUCUGAGGGUCCUUCCAUCACUACAGUCAGUGUUCCAGUCAACUCCUGAGGUCUGGUCCAUAGACCUCUCAAAGAGAAAGACCUCCAUCCUCCUGGAAGUGCUGAAACUCCAAUCACAGAAGAAACCUGUGGAGCUGAGAGGCUGGUCAUAUGAAGAGAGUGAAGUGAGGAGUCUCCUGCAGUGUCUGCCUUUCAUCUCACAGCUCAGCUGUGAUCCCAAGUUCUUCCAGUGUGUGUGUGCAUCCAUGUCAGUGAGAUCCAGAGAGGAGGCUGAGCAGCUGGUGUCUCUCCUGCAGCUGAUCGGGUUCAGCUUUUCGUUAACAGGGGAGUUACGCAGCAAAACGUGCGACACCAUUGGACGAGUUCUCGGCCUUUGUGGUUCUAACGUGGAUCUCAUCCUCACACCCAGAAGGAUAUCUGUCCGAGGAGCCUCACUUCUAUUCAGACACACAACAAAACUACACAGUCUGAGUCUCUCCAGUGACAUGGCCUUGCUUUUGAGUGGGUGGGUGAGAAGAAACAGAGUGGCCCGUCUGUCUGUCACUGAGGAGCUUUCUCUCUCCUCUCAGACCCUCCAGCCUUCAGAGAGGGUUUUGCUGAGGGUGGUCAGCAGUUUGGCUUCCCUGCUGCGAUACUGGACCAUCAGACGGUUAGACCUGACUGAGUCCAGGAUCCCUGCUCAGGGUCUGAUACCGCUCCUGCUUCACGAUGGCCCUCUGACUAUCAAACUGAGUGAGAAGAUUUCUGAGCUGGUGCUUGUCUUCCUGUAUGAAAUUCAAGACAAGGACUUGACCAGGUCCUUCUUGAGUAAGAUUAAUGGAGACCUGACCCCCGUCUGUCUGAACUGGGAGCAUCUUCACCAUCUUUUGCAGUCCGCCCCUCAGACUGUUACUGUGAACCUGAGGAAAAACCGCUUCCUCCAGGAGAGCAUCACACGUCUGCUUCCCUUCCUGGACAGGGUGGUAUUUAAAAGGCCCUCUCCCCUCUUUGUGUUGACUGCCAUCAGAGAGAUCCAUAAGACUCGUGCCAGCUCCAUCAUACCCAGUUUACUGAGGUCAUUUGAUCAUGUGAUCAACCUGACCUGCAGAGAGAUGGAGCCGGAGGACUGUGCUCCUCUGCUCUACACCCUCAGACACGGUGAUGGAGUAAAGCUGAACCUCCUGUGGACCUCCAUACCAACAGAGGAAAUCAACUCCAUCCUCUUUACGCUGGACAGAGUUUCUCGGCUCAGUGUUGACAGGAAUCUGCUGCUGAGGAUUGUCCACUGCUGUGCUGCCUCUGAUGCCCAGCAGGAGAGAGCGGUCAGUCUGCUCAGGACUCUGGAGCACCGGUUGGAUCUGUCCUGCUCCUCUCAAGUGAACCUGUCUGAGGGGGGUCAGAGUGAGACUCUCUGUCUGACUACUGCUGACUGCCGGGCCAUCUCCACCAUCCUGAGAUACAACAGCAAGGACACAGAGCUCCAACUGCAGGACUGUGAGGUGGAGGACAGUGGACUGGUCCUGCUGUUUCCUGUUCUAGACAGAGUCCACCUCAGAGCCAGUAAAGAUGUCCUCCUCCAGCUGAUGUUCCUGGUUCCUUCCUUCACUGAGAGGGACUCAGUAAGCAGGGCAAAGUCCCUGUGUGGAGUCCUGGGUGGAGAGCUGGAUUUCAGUCACACCAAACUGGAUGAGAGGGCGUGUGAAGCUUUGGCCUUGGUGCUGGACUUUACUGAAGAGCUGACAGAGCUGGACCUCAGUCACUGCCAGAUAACUGACCAGCUGCUGUCUACACUCAUCACAUAUCUGAACAAAGCACAAGUCCUCGAUCUGAGUCACAAUAACAUCACUGAUGCAUCGACUUCCAUGUUGCUCCGACUGAUCUCCAUCAACCCCUGCCUUCAAACUGUGCGACUCUUCAGGAACAACAUCAUGGACCAAACACCCUUUAAGACAUACAAGCAGUUUGAAAUCUGGUGAACCAGGCGUCACUGUGGUGGUAUUAUUCAGUCAGAUUGAAUGAAAUGUUUAAAUUGUAGAUUAAAGUGGUAAUUUUUUGGGUUGUAUGGUAUCCUUUUGAAUUUUACGAUCAUCUUUUUUUAACUUUGUGAUGAAAUCUGUUUGAUAUAUGUGUUUUCUUUUUAAAAACAGGGACGCUCAGAGACAGGAAGAAUGACUCUGUAAUGAUACCUCAAAGUUAAACUCAAAAGAGAGUGAUGAGGAGACAAAUAUACAAGACAUCUCAGGAAAAUAAUCAUGCUGUGUGAUCAUGAGACUUUGUGGUUUCUAUUUAAAGUGGUACAAGUGAUAAAUGUUGUGUCCUCUCUACUCGGUGUAUGACAAAUCACCUCGGGGUCUUAUGUAUUGUUAACUUCAGAAUUUGUAUUUUUUCAUAUUGCGAGUCCCUCUCUGGCAUCACGUGCAAGUAAAAUCCUUUUGUAAUUCUACAUUUUAUUAAACACAUUAUUUGUUUC
Molecule: messenger RNA, 11083 nt
Organism: Notolabrus celidotus (New Zealand spotty)
Lineage: Eukaryota; Metazoa; Chordata; Actinopteri; Labriformes; Labridae
Exons: 23
Coding region: 3969-10589 (2206 amino acids)
Biological process (GO): regulation of apoptotic process; positive regulation of inflammatory response
Cellular component (GO): cytoplasm
Molecular function (GO): protein binding; ATP hydrolysis activity
Source: RefSeq, a predicted model, not a curated record